Messenger RNA from Monoraphidium neglectum, 1242 nucleotides. Its product is annotated as putative tRNA-dihydrouridine synthase. Gene Ontology annotation, biological process: tRNA processing. The record is from RefSeq and is a predicted model, not a curated record. The transcript has 5 exons. Gene Ontology annotation, molecular function: flavin adenine dinucleotide binding; tRNA dihydrouridine synthase activity; RNA binding. The coding region runs from base 1 to 1242 and encodes 413 amino acids. NCBI's taxonomy places the organism in Eukaryota, Viridiplantae, Chlorophyta, Chlorophyceae, Sphaeropleales, Selenastraceae.
AUGCCGCCAGCGGCCCCAGCAUCAGAAUACCUUGUGUCUCCUCUCAACGCAGCCGUCCCCCCCGCCGCCCCCGGCGAGGUCCCGCCCCUCUCGCUUGGCCCGCUGCCGCCGCUGCCAGUCCCCCUCCUCCUCGCGCCCAUGGCCGGCCUCACGUCGGCCCCGCUGCGUCGCAUGUGCGCCGAGGCGGGCGCCGCGGUGUGCGUGUCGGAGAUGAUACUAGCCCAUGAGCUUGUCGCGGGCAAUGCGCGCACGCGACACCUGGCGAGGUGGCACGCAGACGAGGCGGUCAAAUCAGCGCAGCUGUACGCAGUCGACCCCGAUGCGGCGCGGCGCGCCGCUCAGAUCUUGGUCAACGAAUGCGGCGUGCAGCACGUUGACCUGAACUUUGGCUGCCCGGUCAAGAAGGUGACUUCUCGCGGCGGCGGCGCGGCGCUCCCGCUGCGUCCCCGGCUGUUCCGCCGGCUCGUGGCCGCGGCCGCUUCCGGCGUGGGGGGUGCGGCGGCGCUGACUGUCAAGCUGCGGAUUGGCCUGGCGCGGCGGCCUGAGGAGAUGACGUACUUUCUUGAGGCCGGGCAGAUAGCCGAAGAGGAGGGCGCCGCCGGUGUCACGCUGCACGCGCGGACUGCCGAGCAGCUGUACUCGCCGCCGGCGGACUGGGAGGCGAUACGGCAGCUUGCCGCGGAGCUGAGGAUCCCUGUGAUUGGCAAUGGGGACGUGUUCGAGGGCGCGGACGCGAUACGGAUGAUACGAGAGACGGGCUGUGCCGGCGUGAUGAUUGGCCGUGGCUGCCUUGGCCGCCCCUGGCUCUUCUCUGAAGCAGCGGCUGCGCUCUCGGGCGACACGGCACGCUGGCCGCCGCCGCCGCCACCAAACCUGGGCGGGGUGCUGCAGGCGGCUCUCCGCCACACGGCAGACCUCGCGUCCUGGGAGGGCGACGAGCGCUCGGCCGUCCUGCAGAUGCGGAAGCUGAUCGGGUGCUACCUGGCGGGCUUCGAGCGCCAGGAUCUCGCCGGGCGCCUCUACGCCGCCCGCAGCCUUGCGGAUUGGGAGGCGGUGGUCGGGGAGCAUGGGGCGGACGCCGCGCCGUUCCCGGCGUCCGCGCUGCGCCUGCCGCGGCUGAAGGGCGGCGGCGCGGACGGGCGGCCGGCGGCGCAGCGCGUGUCGCUGCCAGCGGGGUGGCUGGAGGGGCGGGACGACGAGCGGGUGCCCGGGUACCUGACGGGGGAUGCCUGCGAGGGGUGA